AUGAGACUUAACACUGGAACCGCCAUUGCGGCCUCUCUGCUCCUGGCUAGCCCAAUCAACGCUAUCAAUAUUAUCUCAUCCAACGAUGAUGGUUGGGCCGAGGUUAACAUUCGUGCCUUGUACGACGCUCUGAAUACCGCAGGACACACAACUGUUGUUUCUGCUCCAGCUGAGGAUGAAAGUGGAACAGGUUCUGACCAAGGAACACCUACUGUUCUCACUGAGGCCUGCGAGUUUAACAGUUGUCCAUCGGGAAGCCCUGCCAUUGGUAACAAUGCGUCUGAGCCUCGUCUCAACUAUGUGAACUCCUACCCAGCGACUUCCAUGAAGUACGGUAUCAACUCUAUUGGUCCUACUUACUUCGAUGGAGCCGCCCCUGAUCUCGCAGUUACAGGCCCCAAUGUUGGUAACAACAUCGGAUUGGAGGUCUUGCUCUCUGGAACUGCCGGUGCGGCUACUUAUGCUGCGUACGAUGCUGGCAUUCCUGCCAUCGCAUUCUCCGGUGACACCGGCUCUCAAACUGCCUGGAAUGCUUCGUCGACCUACCCGCUCUACAGCCAAAUCUACGCUGACCUUGCUGUCAACGUUACCGAUACCUUGAUUGCUUCCGGUACACCUUACCUGCCAAAUAACAUCUGGCUCAAUGUGAACUUCCCCGCAGUCUCUGACUCGAAGUGUAACACUGUCGGUGACUUCAAGUUUAUCUUCUCUCGCAUCUACACCGCUGUCCCUCUCAUCACCCCCGAUGAUGUGACAACCUGCGGUAGCGACCGUCUGCCCAGUGAGCUGGAGGUCUCUCUGGCCGCUGAUCUCGACUCUGAGUGUUAUGCAAGCAUUUCUGUCGGUCUGGCAAGCAACAAGUCCGACGCUAAUGCCACCAUGCAAGCUGUUGUCCUGGACAAGCUUAGCGGAAUUCUCUCCUGCAUGUAA
Molecule: messenger RNA, 930 nt
Organism: Penicillium malachiteum
Lineage: Eukaryota; Fungi; Ascomycota; Eurotiomycetes; Eurotiales; Aspergillaceae
Product: acid phosphatase precursor
Exons: 3
Coding region: 1-930 (309 amino acids)
Molecular function (GO): nucleotidase activity
Source: RefSeq, a predicted model, not a curated record